GGGGCCUAGUGCAAAUUGCCCCACUUGCCUCCCCCCGGGCAGCCCUGCGUGCUUCACUGGCUACAAAGCUAUGGCUGCAACUAUCUGUAUGUCUCACUUUUUCUUCUCUUCUGAGGCACUAUGAACAAAUUAAGUGAUGAUCAAAGUGAAGACCUAACAGCACCAAUGAGAGCAGGACACAGCAGGGCCAGGCAGGAUCUCACAUCCAUGCCUCAAUCAAGGCCUGCAAACCCCUUUGCUAGUAUAGACCUGUCCCACCUCUCAGCAGCUCUGCCAAUGCAUCUGCACCAAAACUACUUACCGCUCUUGCUAUCUUGGCCCCAUCACAUAACUCAGCCAGCCACUUGCACCUCUGUUCAGACCUAUAUCACUCCCCUCUGCUCCCGUCCAGAGCUAACCGACUCUGCCACAGAGCCUUCUGCUGCAGCUCCUUGUUAAAACACUGUGCUGCCCCAACUGCCCCAGCCCCCCAACUCCUCCCUCUAAUGCUGGACUAUCAACCACUAUCCCAUUCUCCAAAAAAAAUAAAUGAAGCCUGAAUUUGGCUUAAAUUCACAGCUGUUGGGUCUCCUUCCUGGGCAGCAUUCUUCCCAGUCUGGAUUUACCCUGAACCCCCUCGGACGGGGCUUCUCUGAUUGCCCAGUAGUUCAGCCAAUCCAGGAGAAAAGUUCCCCCGCUUUGCUAAAGUGCCCAGCUGUCUCCUCACGCUCAGUAGUCCCAGCAGCUCACUCCCCUUUAUCGCUUGGCCAAGUUUCCUGCCCCGGCCUGUUCUUGUACCUCCCAGAGUGGGGUUAGAGGGGCUGCCUUACUUCCCUUGCUCUGCACCUUGUAAAGUCAUUUACCCCAUUAAAUGUAAAAUGCGUCAAUCCUUAUCUGGUGGUGGGUUACCCCAUUUUACACUGGUGUAAAUGAUCACAGUUGGGAGAUCCAGUAACACCAGACUCGGUGAAGCCAGCAGGGAGCCCCGUGACCUGUCACUCUAUGUGCUAGUCUAUAACCCGACCACCCCCAGACUUUCCUGACACUAACACCUCUCAGAAACACUGGGCCUGAUCCUGCCAGCGCUGCAUGUGUGGCACUGCCACUGGAGCCAGUGGGAGUCCGGUGUGAAGUCAAUGGGUGCAUCAUGCCUAGAGACCUGGCAGUGUCACCACAAGAAUUUUGUAUCCUCAGCGACCACUGCACUAGUGAGUAAAGAAGGGGCUUGAAAUACAUUAGGUACAAAUCCAUCCUCUUCCACAUGGACCAGGAGAUUCUGGUGUCCUCAAAAAUAGAAUUAGCAGUGAAUUGGGGUGCUGGUGUUAGACCCUGGAAACGGAUGUCCUGUAAUUAUCCCAGGACUGAGCACAGCCUGGGCAGUGGCUGGCUUCUUUCUCUUCAUUGGCUCCUCUCCCUGCCUGUCUGAUCUUUGCCUCUAGCAGGCGUUGCAGCGUCGUCUCACUUUCCCUGCCACAGAAGCCCAGGUUAACUCUCCCAGAGCAUCUCAGCAAGACAGAUCCCCAGUUUAUAUGUCCUGGAGCCUGGCCUGUGCUGUUAUGAACCUUCCCUACGCAUGGCCUUCCACAGCGGCAGAGUGCCAGGCAUCAAGGUGGACCAGAUCCACUUGUUUGCAGCUGGCACAGAAUUCCCAGGAAACUCCCCUCUGCUGAAGAUUCUUUCUCUGUGGUGAGAUGGGAAUAAACGUCCCUCUCAUUGCUGCAGGUGCUGAUCCUUGUGCUUUUCUGCUCUGAUUGACAGACCAUCCUCGUUCACCUGCUGUUGUGCCUGGUCACUUUCUACGCAGUCUAUUACAUGAUUGGAAGCAUCUGCUCUGGAGCUUUCAGGCUGGACACAUUUGAUGGACUUAUCCCCUUUGAAUUUAACACAGAACCAUCUCACUCAAAUCCCAAAUAUCUGGUGAAUUUGCUGUCCAUGGAGCUGACCUGCUUCACCAGUGGCCUUCUCUUUGCUGCUCUGCUGAAGCGAUGGGUCUGGGACUACGCCAUCACUGUCACAUUCGUCCAUGUGGCACUGACGUCUGUAGUGAUGGAGCAAUUCCCUUUGGUGUGGCACUGGUGGCUAGCACUCGGCAGUGGCCUCUUCAUCAUGAUUUUCAGUGGACAACUUGUGACCCACUUUGCUUGCCCUGACUCCAGUGAUCCCACUUUGGACAGCUACUGACAUUCUUGAGAGAUUCAGGAUCAAGGUAGUUUACUUCCUAGACCUCCAAACCUGAGCAUUUCAUCUGAGCGGUAUUUAUAGGGGCUGCAGUGAGUUCAAGUAGCCAGGCUAGAAAGAAGAAACGUACAAUGCUUUCAGAGGAGUAACUGUGCGACUGUGCAUCACAAGCACUGAAGAGUCCUAAAUCCCAUUUAGCCACCUCAGUCGGAUACAGCACGGUUUGGCAUGAAUAAAAGCCAUUAAGCUCCUUUCAUUUGAGAGAGGAAGGUCAGAGAGAAGCUCGUACUAGAGAAACAUGGACCAUUCCUCUGUGGGUAAGCUGAAAGGUGUUGACAGUCCGGUCAAGUUUCCCCCAUGGACUGCUGUGUAGUUCUAGGCAUUUGGAGUUUUGUAAUUCCCUAUUCCGCUGUUUAAA
Messenger RNA from Chelonoidis abingdonii (Abingdon island giant tortoise), 2575 nucleotides. RefSeq names its product putative transmembrane protein 244. Lineage: Eukaryota; Metazoa; Chordata; Testudines; Testudinidae. The record is from RefSeq and is a predicted model, not a curated record.